UGAAUCAGUGACCUCCAAGAGCAUCUGUCAUGAACCACCCUGUUCAGAUCUUUGGUUGCUAUUUCAAGCCACACCUUGCCGUUAAAGAUCAAGACUUGUCAAUGUAGGAGGUUAAUGUUUGAUCAAAACUCUCCAGAGAUUCUGAGAAACUGCUGAGACGCAGGCAUACACCACCAUCGUGGGCAGGUGUGGAAAUAUAUUUUAGAACCAUUCAAGAAUUUCACGCUCCAGAAAUCAGAAUAGAAGGCCUUACCGAGAUGUUUAAACCGUAUCAUAUUCACUUGUGGUAUCUUCUCAUGCUUCAUCGGACUUUUUGCCAAAGUACAGAUGACUUAACUGGGCCUCUGGAGGACAAGACUUUUUCUGUUCAAGAAGGCAGACUGGGAGUGCAGUAUGUACAUCGGUUUACAUUUCACUUUCCUACGGACAGCUUGAGACUAACUGGAGAGACCGACGGCAUUGUAUGUAUUCGCCCCAAAGAUGGCAUUCUGUAUCUUAAUGGGUCUCUAGACUGGGAAACCAAAAAUGUCUACAGGCUACAGGUGGAAGGUCUGAAUGCAAAUGGGCAGAGAGUGAGAGGCCCGUAUUCUAUCACUAUAAAUGUGAAAGAUGUCAAUGACAACCCUCCCCAAUUUGGUCAGAAAACAUACUUUGCAUCAGUGAGGCAACACUCCCGCCCAGGAAAACCCUUCAUAUAUGUUACUGCUUCUGAUCGUGAUGAUCCCAACACUCCACAUGCGCAGCUGAGCUACAGCAUUAUUAAACAUUUUCCCGACCCUUAUAACCAGAUGCUUUUCCAAAUUAACAACAUCACAGGAGCAAUUUCCACAACUCUUGCUGGAGCUCGUUCUCUAAAUCCAGCUGAUGAGAUCACUUAUACUAUUGCUGUGAGAGUAAAGGAUAUGGCGGGACAGUCAGUGAAUUCCUUUGCCAGUGAAGCUGAUGUGUUUGUCACUGUGACAGAAAACCUCUGGAAGUCUCCUCCACUAGUAAAGAUCAAGGAGAACUCUACGGAGCCCCACCCCAUGAGCAUCACUCGAGUACAGUGGAAUGAUCCAGGUGCAAAAUAUGAAAUCAAGCCGAAGGAGAGGCCACCUACUAAACUCCCAUUUAUGGUUGACCGUAACGGGACUGUUUAUGUAACUGAACCACUGGACAGAGAAGAAAAAGAAACAUAUUCAUUUUAUGUGAUUGCAAAAGAUGAAGACGGAGACAUACAACUGUCCUACCCAUUGACUAUUAAUGUCACAGUAGAAGACAUCAAUGACAAUCCUCCUGUGUGUGGCAAAGCUUUGACUAAAUUUGAAGUUCAGGAGAAUGAACCUGUAGGAAAUUUAAUAGGAAUUAUUGAAGCUUCAGACAGGGAUCAGGCAAACACUCUUAAUUCCCGCUUGCAGUACUACAUUGUGGAUCAGAGCCCCAAAGUGCCUCUCGACAAUAUGUUCCGCAUUGAAUCAGGAACUGGGAUAGUCAACUUGUUUAGCUCUGCAUUAAACAUGCAGGUAGCCUCUAAUUACUCUUUGAAGGUGGAAGUGGUGGAUCCAGUAUUCCGAACACUGUGUGAUGUACAGAUAAAUAUCAUUGAUAUAAAUGAUCGGAUUCCAAUCUUUGAAAAAUCAGAUUAUGGUUCUUUAACUCUUCCAGAAGACAAACCAGUAGGAACGGUCAUACUGGAGAUUCAAGCCACAGAUGCUGAUGAGCCAUUCACUGGAAGCUCUCACAUUGUGUACAUAAUUGGAAAGGGAGACCCCAAUAAUACUUUUACAAUACUGACAGAUCCAAAAACAAACAGAGGAUAUGUUGAAAUUAAUAAGGCUCUUGAUUUUGAAACAACUCCAGCAUAUAACCUUACAAUCAAUGCCAGAAAUCCUGAGCCUCUUGUGGCUGGAAUAGCGUAUAAUUUAAGCUCAGUUGCUUACUUAAGAGUUACAGUUACAGAUGUGGACGAAGCACCAGUUUUCCUCAAAACCACUCAUCUAGUGGAUCGGUAUGAAAAUGCAACUGUAGGUUCCUUCGUGACAACAGCAAUUGCCUAUGAUCCAGAGGGAGACUCAGUAAGGUACAUGCUGAAAAACGAUAACAGGAACUGGCUGCGGAUUGAUCCUGUCAAUGGCAUGAUAUAUACUGCUGCCCCACUGGAUCGGGAAACUCAGCGUACCUAUACUGUGCAAAUAGUUGCAACUGAGCUAAAUGCAGCAUCUAAGAGCUCCACAGCACAGCUGAUACUGAACCUGAAAGAUGUGAACGAUAAUCCUCCAGGGCUAGCAAAGAGUUAUUUGUUCUUCUGCUACCCACUUCAAGGAAAUGAGAAAGCCAAGAUUGAAGUUUCUGAUCCGGAUGAGUAUUCGUAUAUUCCAAGAUUCACUUAUUCCCUUGUUGGUGCAGACGCAAUACAAAACUGGAACGUUUCUAAACUUGAUGGCAGGCAUGCUUACAUUUCCCCAAGGAACAUUAAUCUUGAAGAGAAAGUAUAUGAGAUACCAUUGAAAAUCAAUGACAAUGGAAGGCCGCCUAUGGAAGGAGUUGUUACUCUAAAAGUAAAUCUGUGCAAGUGUACAGAGGAAAAGGUAUGUUUCCUAGAAAUUGAUGGACCCAGUUCACUUCCAACAGUGGGGAUGGCAAUUGGUAUUCUGGCUGGUGUAUUGCUACUUAUUGGUAUUAUUUUGGGGAUUGUCUUCCUCAACCUGAAACGCAAAAACCAGAAAGAACAGAAGGCCCAGCCUGCAAAUGCUGUUAGCCCAUCUGAACUGCACACCUUGACGUAAUUGUUUUAACCGAAAGGAACAAUUUGGUUUUUUUUACUAUUUUGUGGUUGUUGCUGUUCUUUCCCACCAAUAAAUUUCAGAAGUGUUUGCCAGUAAUAGGGAAAUACAUUUAUUAGCUUUCUUCUCCCAACUCUUUCAGCCAGAAAUGCAAACCUAUACUGAGAUCAAAGCUCCCAAAUCAUUUUGGUGCCAGAGGGCUACUGAACUAAAAUGUGUGCAAUUGUUUAAUGUGCAUUUUUAUUAUUAUUUAAAUAUUAGCUGUGGGCAGCACAAAUAGGAUGACGACCAUGUUGCAUAGGAAUGGGGAAUGCCAAUGAAUGCUCCCCCACAGGGCUAAUCACAGCUUUUACGGGAAGGUAUUUUUGGUGGGACUGUGGCUUGUGGGAAACAGUUAAGUCCACUACCUGUGCACCACAGUCCCAAAACUGUAUGUGCAAACACACAAACACAGAGGCAAUAUUUAAAUAAGGAGGAAAAGUAUGUUGAGUGCUUAUGUCGUGUGUAGUUUGGCCAUUGCGCAGAAAAUUAAAAUGAUGUUCUCUGUGGUGGUAAUUGUAAUAUCAUCAUCAUCAUGCAGCUCAGUCCCAAAUAGUGCUACUAAGAAGUGUACAAUGAGAUUUGCUAAUAAGGAUUGCAACCUAAGGUUGGUUGUAUGCACACUUUUACCUCAUAUGCACACGUAUGAUCUAACUCCACUGAUGGAGGCAGUAUGUCUCGGAAUACCAGUUGCUGGGAAUCACAUGUAGGGAGAGGGUUAUUGCCCUUCUGUUCUGUUGUGUGUAGGGAUGAAAAGAUCUGUCAUUUUGGUUCUUUCAGUUUCUCAUUUUUCCAAGUUCUAAAUUCAGUUCUCUACAUUUCUGUAGCAAUU
Messenger RNA from Rhineura floridana, 3633 nucleotides. It is a transcript of the gene CDH17, whose product is annotated as cadherin 17. The transcript has 19 exons. Gene Ontology annotation, biological process: cell morphogenesis; multicellular organism development; homophilic cell-cell adhesion. Gene Ontology annotation, molecular function: cadherin binding; calcium ion binding. Bases 258 to 2765 code for a protein of 835 amino acids. NCBI's taxonomy places the organism in Eukaryota, Metazoa, Chordata, Lepidosauria, Squamata, Rhineuridae. The record is from RefSeq and is a predicted model, not a curated record. Gene Ontology annotation, cellular component: catenin complex; adherens junction; plasma membrane.